AUGGUGAACUGGCGGUUCUCACGAGGAACAGAGGAACAAAUGGAGGCCUUCAUGGCUGGUUUUUCCGAUGUCUUUCCGCUUCAAUGGCUGCAGUACUUUGAUGAACGUGAAUUAGAGUUGGAUCAACAUGGACUGAUGUAUAUUGAAGUGAUUGAUCUAGCUCAAAGUAGGUGGAAACUUGGCGGUUCAUCUCUCUCCCCUAAGUCUUGCGCCCUUUAA
Messenger RNA from Hydatigera taeniaeformis, 219 nucleotides. Lineage: Eukaryota; Metazoa; Platyhelminthes; Cestoda; Cyclophyllidea; Taeniidae. The record is from the annotation of a GenBank genome assembly.